Pocillopora meandrina is the source of this 6330-nucleotide messenger RNA. Lineage: Eukaryota; Metazoa; Cnidaria; Anthozoa; Scleractinia; Pocilloporidae. The record is from the annotation of a GenBank genome assembly.
UGAGUUGAAUUUUCAUGCUGGUCUAACAACUAGAAAGGAAACAGUAACAAACAACCACAUGGAUAAACAAGUAGAAAAACAAGUGAGCAAAGGAUGAAAGGUAAACAGAGGAAUAAUGAAUAGGCAAAUAAAAUGAUGUCUAGGUGGAAGAAUGAAUGAGUAAGUAAAGAAGUGAAUGAAUGGGUGAAUGAAUAAAAGGAAAAACAUUUUGCCAGAUGACUGCUAUAUAUCUUGGCACUGAAAGUGGAUAAAUACAUCCAUCAUCUUAACCCUUUACACCCUAAUGUCAUUAUACAUAUUCUCCAUACUGUUCUUUAUACAUUUCCUAAGGUGCAGACAAGGAAAAUUUGUUUAUUGAUCAAAAGCUUCUUUAGUUGGUGAUCAUUUCCUUUAUUCAGGAGUGAUGUAGUAAGGAGAUUUUAGAUGCUAGUCACUCCUCAGGGCUCAAGGGUUAAGCCACUAAAUCCUUCAGAUACUAACAUCAUAACUAGUUUCUCCAUAACUUACUCGCUUAAAUCUCGCUGUUCUCCCUUGUGAAUUGUUGUUUGCCACUGGGACACAAGACAGUCAUUGUUUCCUUGCUCAACUUUUCUUUUGAUGAGCUUCUCGAUCGUCUCUGUGCUUAUGGAUCCAUUUAUGUGGGCAUGAAGUUCCUAGAAGGCAGUUACAUUAAGAUAUGAUGAAUUUUUCAACGUGGGAAGGGAAAUAAACUACUCUAGUGAGCAUGAAUUCAAUCCAUUUCCAUCAUGGCCAAUUCAUAGCAAGGAAGAACUAUGCAUUGUUGCAGACAACAAGUCUCAAAGUCCCCAGAUGUCUCCCUUAAGAAGAUAAAAUGUACUAUAUCAAAUAAAUAAGUAAAAAAUGUGAAAAACAGUUAAGGCAUCUGCACACAGCCUUCUCUUACAGCACUCUUUUUCACUCACUGACAUUUUGUAAGCAAUGAUCAUGAGCCGCAGACCAGUCAAAACUGUAAAGAUUAGAGUUAGGGUUCUCCAUCGUAGAGAUCAAAAUAACCAAAAAAGCCUCUACCAGCCUUAAGUGGUGUAAAUAAUAUAUUUAUAAUCUCAAUAUUUCCUGACUUUUUAAAUCAGCUAUUCGAACUCUAUUUUCCCUUAGUCGACAAAAAAUUCACGUGGUAUUUGCCCUGCCGGUUCCUACCCAAAAGAUAUUUUUCCCCAACCAUUUCAUGACCUGUGGAGACCAUGGAAAGAUCGUUUCCAAAUACUUACAAUUUUCGGUAUUUUCUUGAAAAAAUUGAAAGGUAUUUUCUCUUCUGCGGCAUCGGCAGUUUUCCCUGUACCGUCAGCCAUGUUGGACGAAAUCGAUUUGCUACUGUUUGUUGUGAUUGGCCAGUCUUAUCAUUGACAAGUUAGAGACUUUCCCGCCAUAAUCUGAAUUUCGCGCUGCAGUACUAAACGAUUAGGUUCAUUCAGUCGUGUGCUCACGUUUUCUUUAAAUUUUUUUAUAUUAUCAAGGCAAAAAUGGGAAAUGAAUCAUCAGCACCGGUUACUUAUGGAACAAGGCUUCUAAAUGAUAUAAAAGUUGAAUGGAAGAAAGUAGAAAUGGACGCAAAGUUGCCAUCUCGUGACGGACAUUGCGCGGCCGCCAUUGCAGAUAAACUUUACGUAUUUGGUGGAGUUCGUUGGCUUUCUGAUCUUGAGGAAGUUACAGAAUCCAACGAAAUUCUGGUUUUCGAUGUUGGUAAGUGCUAGGGACAAUAAGAUGUAUUAUUGCGUUCGGGAUUUUAAUCUUCGACUAAUUUAAUGAACGUUCGUCAUCGGCGAGCCUUGCCUAAUUAGCGAUCGCUUUGAAACUGGAUAAAGCCUUUUUUAAGGAUCUGAAUAAUUGUCAUCAGAUCGAUUAUUGUCUGGCUAUCACGACGGGCAAACAUUGCCUUUCCCACCCGAAACUUGGUGCAUACUUGUCGAGAAGUACCUUGGACGAUGACUUGUUCUCGAGCUUUUGAAGAAUUUCGGAAGAAGACUACCUUCGACUAUGUCACGCUAUGUGAACAUUUUUUUGUAGUUUUAAAAUCAUUAAACAACGCAAAUCGAUAUCUCAAUAUAAUAUGUGAAGUAAAAGGAAUCUGGGACCAAACAAAGUGAAGCUAACAAAAUAUUUAGAUGUAAUUCAUUACUUUUUUCCUGUAUCUAAAUUGGUCAGUUUUGUGUACUUUACCUCGAUUAUAGUAGUUACUCUGUCAUCACCAAACCAUAGCCUCUCUGUAAUUUUCGAAAGCUUCUCAGACAUUGAACAAGAUUAUCACAGGAGGUGACGUUCCAUCGGCCAGAUCCUCCGCAACUAUGGCUGCAGUGGGAAUGAAACUGUAUGUUUUUGGUGGACUGAGUAGAGAUUGUGGAUGGCUGAAUGAUCUACACGCUUUUGAUACUGGUAUGUGUAAUUUAAAAUCAAUUCACUCAGUGAUUGUUGCAGAUGAGAAGUGAAAUAUAAAGUCCAUAACACUGGCAAUGGUAAAAUACUCCUAUUUACAGACACUCCUAUAAGACAGAUAUUUCCUGAGUGGUAAAAUAAAUACCUGUGGUUCUAAUUUUUUUUCUGAUAAUUUAAUUCUUUUCGAGUCAGCCACUUGAUUUCUAGGAUAGUGACUAAAUAGCUUCUCUACUGUCUUUGCAGAUAAGGGAUGAAUUAUAUUCAACUGCAUCAACACAAUGAAUUCAGACUUGAGCUGUGUUUUGAUUAAAACAGUGAUAUAUACCAAAUUUUGAUAAAUCCUUAAAUAAAAUGUAUUAUUGAUUGCCAAUUAAAUGAGGUUUUGCAAAAGCCAUUGAAGGGGAACUUUGAUUUUUUUAGUUUUUGUUUUGGACAUUUUUUACCAUAGUUGUACAGUUUUUCUUUUUUUUUGCAUGGUCUUUAAUUUGUCAUUUUUGUUAUCCAUUUUGGUUUUAGGCUCUCUUCUUUAUGUUACAUUUAAUUUCAAUUUUUUUUUUGACCAACAGACGUGUCUUCUUCCAGGGUCUCAUGCUUUGCUAUUUUUUAUGGUUUAAGCACUUUUUUUCCAAUUUUUUUUUUGCAUCAGUAGGAAAUUGAGUUGGUUUUCUGGUUUUUGGUAAGGAUGUUAAGACCUUAUCAAAUAUGUUUUUUCAUUAUAGAAAACUUUCAAAGCCAUUUAAAGUCACAAAGUUUAAUGCUACUCGCUUGUUAUUUCUGUACUGUUUCAGAAACAAAGCAGUGGCAAAAUAUCACAUGCAAAGGCGUCCCUCCAUCUCCACGUGAUAAGCUAUCUUGUGUUGCUAUGGGAACCAAGAUUAUCUUCUUUGGCGGAUUUGGUCCAUUGGAGAAUUUGGAGACAGAAAAAUCUGAGCAGGAAGAAGCAGAGUUUGGUUGGUUCAACGAUCUCUUCAGUUUUGAUACAGGUAGGGACUUUAGAAAUCAAAUUGUUGGCAUUGAUUGCUUGAAUUUAGAGAACACCUUAAUCUUAACUCUGCAACUUUGAAAGGAUAAUUUGGUUUCAUCUACUGAGUUGAUAAUGUAAAUUGGCCCUCAUAAAGUCAUUUCAAAGCUGUUUUUUUUAGUGUUAGCCCUUUGUCAGAGCAAAUGAUGAAGGGCUAACACUAGAAAUGUUAGCUUUGAAAUUCUUUAUGGUGGCCAAUUUACAUUAUCAACUUAUUGGAUAAAACCAAAUUAUCUUAUUAUACUCCUCACCAAUGCAGCAGCACAGUUUCUCUGAAAAAUUACCUUUCAAAAGGAGCCAUGUCACAAGAUUUGGAGUUAUCUAGUGUUAUUUUACAAUUGAUUCAUAUAUCAGCAUAUGUUCAUUGUGAUAGGAAGAACUCAGGAACUUUGAGUAGGGCGAUUUGUAGUGUUGAUUGAAGUCCAGCUUCUUUUGGGCUUUGUAAACUUCCCAUUUGCUGUGAUUUUUGCAUGAUUUAUUUUAAUCAGUGUUAAUCAUGCUCAACACAAGUUGCCAAGUUUUCUUUGCAGUCUGAAAGUAAUCAAAACUGACCUUAAGUAAUCAAAACUGAUCUUAUAAAUAACUAAAUAACUGAUCUUAUAAAUAACUAAAAGUCUGUGUGGAAGAAGUGACCAUGAGUCUUAAACAGGGGAAAUCUAUGCAAAGAAUCAUGGGAAAGGUUUGAGAUGAUUAUACAAUUCAAUAACCUGUUAUCUGCUGUUGAUUCUCCAGAGAACUGUACAUGGGAAAAGCUCACUCCUUCAUUUACUGGAUCUCCAACACCCAGAGCAGCUCAUGGAAUGUGUGCUGUUGGAUCAAGACUUGUCAUCUUUGGAGGCAGAGACAGUGUUGGUAGAAAGAAUGACAUCUAUGUUUUGGAUACAGGUGAUUUAAUUCAUAAUAUUCAUACACUUUUCUCUCCAGCAUCCUUUCACUUCUUGUCAUUAGAUCAUACCCUCACCCCCUCAUCUGCCCCCAAUUUAGCCUGUUAUUGGGAAAAAAAGGGGGAAAUGUGGGCACUCAAAAAACUUGGGAGUAAAGAAAGGUGAAAGAGGCUACAUGGGGCCAAGAAAUUGAUUCAAAUGCAAGUGUCGGUGUUAACCAUGAAAGUUAACCAGUUGUAAGGUCCAUGUCAGCUGGUAUACUGGAAGGAGGUUUUUAAAAAAAUUCUCACAGGCACUUAUUCUGCAACUGUUUCUUCAAUGAUUGCUACUGCUGUGUGUCUUCUUGCUUAGAACUUGACUAUGCCCUUACUUUUUCACCCUUCUCCUUUGAGAAGAAGAAGAGGGGCAAGAGAGAGGGCCUGGAAAGGGUUAUUAUUUUGGACUCACUUUUUUAUCUUUUUUGAUACACUAUAAGAAGCUUUAUAAUGUUAAGUCAAAAGCAGUUGAAUAGAUAGUACUAUGAUUAACUCUUAGACACAAUGGAAUGGAUCUCAAAGCCAACCUCAGGACGACAGCCAGAGCCUCGUUCAUUCCAUACAUGCACCGCUGUAGGUAACAGAGUGGUAGUUUUUGGUGGAAGAAGUUUGGAGAAUGCACAUUUUGAUGAUCUGCACAUCUUUGACACAGGUAAAUUAUGAAGCAGUGACAGUCUUUUUUUUGUGGGCCCAGAUAUAAAAUCUUGGGAUCUAAACUUGGCCAGUCCUGUCAUACUCUGCUCAGUGUAUGCGAAUAUCACAUAAGAUAAACUGAUUUGCCCAAGAGGUUCUUCUGUCUACCUCUCCAUGUAACUAGCUGCAGAAAUAAUGACUCGGUGUGCAUUAUUUGAGCAAAUUCUUUAAAAUUGAUCAUCAGUUGUCAAGGCAAAUACAGAAUGAGUUUGUUACAGUCCACAAAGUUAUACCAGCCAAGAACUACAUUGAACUAAAAUCCAGGAAAAUUAUUUUGCACAUUUUUGUUUAUCAUCUGGAGCAUAUGUGAAAUGUGUGAAAUAAGAUCCACCAAGGAAAUACUAAAUUUGAAGGCAAGCUGGUAAGACAAUUCUUUUUCAAGCUCCUUCUCUGCACUUGCUUUACACUAAAAAAAAAACCUCUGGACUGGGGCUAGUACAUAUUACCCUCUUAUUUCCUGAUUAUAAGAAUGAUCACAGCUUUUACCUCUCUCAAUUGGUAGACACAAAUGAGUGGCUGCAGCCAUCAACAUCUGGUAGCAUCCCUCAUGGCAGGGGGGUACACACAGCCACGCUGGUGGGAGACCAGUUGGUACUUUAUGGAGGUUCAUCUGAUUUUGAUGGAGAAACAAUGCAGUGUCAGGAGUAUCACGGGGAUGUAUAUCUUAUUGCAAAAGGUAUAGUUUGUGAUACAUUCCAUCCAAUGAUAAAUAAAAUAAUUGUUAAUUGUUAGUGUUCCCCCAAAAGAGCACAUUCUCAUUUGAAGUUCCCCCUUUUCCAAGCUUUAAUAAAGGAAAUAUAUUGCAUAUUGUGAUGGACAGGUGUAAAAUUUUUCUUACUUAGAGCUUAGCUUUUCCAGUCUUAAUUGCCUUGGCAUGAUCACCCAUCUCCAUUUUUUGUUUUAUCCAACUUUAUUUUUGUAGAACAAUUCUUGUCAGGGAUGUCCCAAGGUCCAGACCCUAAUGAUGUCCCUCCUGUUCAAGCUCAAGCCCCCUUAAUGACUGGUGGAUUUGCUAAUUUUCAAGAAUGUCAAACAAUUGAGGAGGAAGACAGCAGUGAAUAUGAAGACUCGUCAGAUGAGCAAUAGAGAAACAAAGUUACUCCUCUUACUUUAAGAAGAGAGGCUGCAUUCAAGGGAAUUAACUUAUGUACAUGAGCAGUAGCUGGUAAUGAAAUGCUUUUGUUUUAAUCACCUGUACGACAAAUUUUUCACAAAAACUGUUUUGAAUUUUUUUUUAAAGAUUAUCCAAUGGUUGCUUUGUAGAUGAUAAAGCCACCAUCAAUGACACUUGUACAAUAUUGCAUAA